Molecule: messenger RNA, 1571 nt
Organism: Actinia tenebrosa (Australian red waratah sea anemone)
Lineage: Eukaryota; Metazoa; Cnidaria; Anthozoa; Actiniaria; Actiniidae
Product: phosphotriesterase-related protein
Biological process (GO): catabolic process
Molecular function (GO): zinc ion binding; hydrolase activity, acting on ester bonds
Source: RefSeq, a predicted model, not a curated record
UUUAUGUUUGGUAAAAUGCUAAACGAAAAUUACAAGUCACUAAGUCAAGUAAUCGUUUAUGGGCCCCCUGUGGUUAAAGUCUGCAGACAUUUGAGCUUCGUGCACAGUGGACACAUUGUGCUGGAGAGUUGUUCAGUGUUCAAAAUCUUUGUUUUUUAAUUCAAAAUUACUUAAUAAAGAUGGCGUCUGGAAAAGCACAAACCGUCCUUGGUUUGAUUGAUCCUCAAAAGCUGGGACGGACGCUCACCCAUGAGCACAUAACGAUGGACUACAAAAACUGUUUUUUCCAGCCAGUCCGAGAAUCAGACAUGGACACUGUAAACUGUAAUGAAAUCACUUUUAGAAACCUAAAUUGGGUACGCCAGAAUCCAUACAGCCACAAGUUCAAUCUUGCUCUUGGGGAUGAAGAGAUAGAGGAAAUGAUACUGGAAGUAUCAGAAUUCAAGAAGGAAGGGGGAUCCACCAUGGUCGAUAACACAACCCAAGGAAUCCAACCAAAUGUAGAAAUCUUAAAGAAGAUCUCCAUGGCUACAGGAGUGAAUAUUAUCUCUGGCACUGGUUACUAUCUAGAUCACACUCAGUCUGCUGCUGUGAAAUCUGCAACUGUUGAGGAACUCUCUGGGACAAUGGUUAAAGAGCUGACAGUUGGAGUUGGCAACACAGGAAUCAAGUGUGGUGUCAUCGGUGAAGUUGGUUGUUCUUGGCCCCUGACACCUUUUGAAAAGAAAUCCUUACAAGCCUCUGCCACAGCCCAAACUGACACUGGGGCACCAGUGAUAAUCCAUCCUGGUCGUAAUGAUGAAGCACCUAUUGAAAUAGUUCGCAUAUUUCAAGAAGCUGGUGGAGAUGUCAGUAAAUUGGUCAUGUCCCACCUGGAUCGUACAGUAUUUGAUCGCAAAAUCCUUUUGGAGCUUGCCGCAACAGGCUGCUACCUUGAGUAUGACCUCUUUGGUGUUGAGAUGAUUAACUACCAGGCAAACCCAGCUGUUGACAUGCCUAGUGACUCCCAAAGAAUCAUGGAAAUCAAGUUUCUAAUAUCUGAAGGUUAUGAAGACAAAAUAACAAUGGCUCAUGACAUCCACACUCGUCAUCGCCUACUCAAAUAUGGAGGCCAUGGCUAUGCUCACAUUCAAGUCAAUAUUAUCCCCAAGAUGUUGAAGAGAGGAAUAUCACAAGAGGUUAUUGACAAGAUACAAAUAGAAAACCCCAAAACAUGGCUGACUUUUAAUUAAUAACCCUGUGAAAUUUUUCUUUGCAGUCUUUUAACUCUUAAAUGAUCGGUGCUAGUUUUGUGUAACAAAGGACAUAAUACUAAAGAAAAUUAGCAAUCAAAUAAUGAUAGCAAUAGAAAAAUAUCCUGUUUUUAUAUCUAACUUAUAUAUCCAAAAAACUGGAGAGGGGGGAGAUGCAUUGGUGUGGGGAGAUAGCUAGGGGGCUUAACAAUUUUUCUAAUUCAAUUUUUACAGGUUUUUUACUAGUGGCAUCAUCUGAGGGUUGUAAAAUAUCAAUAAAUUUAGUAAGUAAUGGUAUUUGUUUAUAAAGGUUUCAUAAUUAAAACUAUUAUUUUUGAA